Molecule: messenger RNA, 1638 nt
Organism: Neolamprologus brichardi
Lineage: Eukaryota; Metazoa; Chordata; Actinopteri; Cichliformes; Cichlidae
Gene: bmerb1
Product: bMERB domain containing 1
Biological process (GO): negative regulation of microtubule depolymerization
Cellular component (GO): microtubule cytoskeleton
Source: RefSeq, a predicted model, not a curated record
GAAACGGCGUGGACAACGGACAAAGGUCACUCAGAUGUGUCAAUGGCAGAGAGCACGAUGUCUCCAGAGGAGAUCGAGGUGGAGAUGGCUCGUAUCCAACGCCUGCGGGAAGUCCUGGUGCGCAGAGAGUCAGAGCUGCGCUUCAUGAUGGAUGACAUUCAGCUCUGCAAAGACAUCAUGAGUUUAAAGCAGGAGCUAAGGCAGAUUGUCGCAGUACCAGAGAAAGAAAAAACCAAGAAGCACAGGCAGCGAGAAGAGGAACUGAUCCUGAAGAUCCAUAAACUGGUGCAGAAGAGGGAUUUUCUGGUCGACGAUGCCGAGGUGGAGAGAUUAAGGGAGAAGGAGGAGGACAAAGAGAUGGCGGAGUUCCUCAGGCUGAAGCUGAUGCCUCUGGAACAGAAGCUCAAAGUCACACAAAAUCCUCCAAAGCCCAAGAGACAAAUCCCUGAGCCGCCUCCCAACAAGCCAUCCAUCACCAAGUCAGGAGCGGCCAUCAUUAAGGACUGCUGCGGAGCCACCCAGUGUGCUGUAAUGUAACUGACCCAAACCUGCUUAUGGCCCCGACCCUGUGUCAGACACCGCACUUACAUCACACGACAUGACGUACAUCACUUCCUGUUACUCAGAGAGUCACAGUCAACCACGAAACUGUUCAGGUAUCAGAUUCGUAGCUUAGUUUGCAAGAGGUUGGGAGCUGAUCCCCGGUCAGUAUUUAAGGGAAACUUUUAUAGUAAGGAGCUUUUAACCAAGACCAUGAAAUCAAGGGAAAGGAAGCUGUGAAGAGAACUGUAAAUAAAAACUAUGUUAAAAGUGUUGAUUUAUUUGUUCAGUCAGUUUUCAGAUUGGUUAAUUACAUCAUGACAGGUUCAAUGAGGAUGGAUCUCAUCUGCAGAGCUACAAGCACAAUGUCCGUAAAGUGAACUGAAUGCUGGAGUUCUCUGACAGGAAGAGAAAAGUUGAUGUCUGACGACGGGUAUUCAUUCUUCAUUUAGUGCUUAAAAUCCAACCAGUGAAUCUCUCAGUUGCUACAUUUUAUCAUUUUCCCCAGGUGGGACAAACACAAGUGGCUCUGAAAAACAAUAUGGCUCCCUGUUAAGGGACUUAUGCAAACUGAUUUAUAUAUGCUAAUGAGGAGAGGGAGCCAGGUGGAUGAUUUUUUCUACAAGUGCUGAGCAAUAUUAUCAAACAGCAGUUUAAUUCUUAUGGCAUUUACAAAUUAAACAAAGACUUAAUGCUGAACAAACUAAGUUGCCUCUUUUCCACUGACGUGCUGCCAGUGCCCGUGUUGAACUGGUUCUGUAUGACGGAGACUGAAGUCAGUGCCAAAAAUCUGAUACAAUACUGUUGCCAAGCCGGAAGUUGAAACCGCUAACAUCAGGGUGGAGAUACAAGAAAUAUAGAGCUUAUUCACCUGUAGAUUCUGUCCACAGUACCCCCCACCCCACUGAAAUUACUCCAACCUUUGCUACAUAACAUCUGGUUCAUUCUCAAACCUGUGGAAAUGUCAGCUGGUUCUCAAAGGCUCUACGCAGCACGGCAUCAGUGGAAACCAGAUCAAAAAUGAGCUCAUAUUAGGCUCAGUGCUAGUUAGCCAUGUGCGUCCUGUAGGAGAGGUCCAAUUAUGUUUCUAGAAGUCUU